UCCAACAUUGACAUUACAGAGUAAUCUCAGAAUUUACUAUGAAAAUUAAUGGUCUGGGAGUUGGAGGUAAGUUCCAAGUAUGGCACUGGUCUUCCAAACACCAGACUUUGAACCAGUUUUGAUCUGAAGGUUGACGUUAGAGAGAGAGAUCGCAGUAAAUGUGGAAAAAUAUGUAAAUGCUGCAUAAAUAACAGAAGCAAAGCUUGAGGGUAAAAGACAAAAUGAGAUGAUGGGAUCUUUUGAAGAAGAUUGUGUAGAUAGUUGCAAAAGGGUAUGGGAAGGUGGUUAUGUCAUUUAAAGCCCUAUCCAAAAGCCUUCUCUCUGAUAUUCAUUGAAAUAUCAGCAGCAGAGCAUGAACUUCAAUACUGCGUUUUCAUAGAGGAUAUAUCUCAAGUUUUAAUUUUGUGUCAUGGAUCAAGAAGAAAAGCAGGAAUGUGCUCCACCCUUGCCAGUUCUUGCGAGACUGGAUUUUCGCCUUGAUCGCUUGGUUGAGUAUCUGGAAGAAAAUCGUUCAACCGGGGACAUUAACCGAGAAGUGGAACUACAAGAUCAGUGCAAGACCCUGUCCUCUGCACUGGAGGAAGUUCAUCAGAAAGGCACUCUAAUGGAUCGAUUAGGCAUGCUUGAGAAGCGCGUAUUUCAGUUGAGCCUUGAGAUCAAUGGAGGGAAUACAUCAAGGUCAAGCGCUUGCACUAUUGACCUAGCCGGAAAAUCAAGGCUUGGAUCAGAUUCAACCACACUUACAAGCCAGAAUGAUGACAUAACAAUAGUUCAUGAAGACAAGCAAGGCCUUCCAUUACUGACUGGUCAAGAGAGCAUAUCUGUAAAGGCAUGCGUGGGAAAGCAACAAGAAGGCUGUAAUGGCACAAGAAGGACAAGAAGUGUCAAGAUAAUGCAGCGGAAAAAAUGGCUGGGAUGGUUUAGGUUGGGGUGCUGAUACUGUCAUAUUAGUCACUUCUGUUUGCAAUAUAUGGUGUUGUACUGUUGUAUCUAUAUAUGUUGAUGAAAAAAAAAAGUGAAUUGUUUACAUAACUGCAUAAGCUUCCAAUCUUGCUGCUCAGAGAGACCCAAUAAUUGUUUGCUGUCCAUAUUGAUAAUUGCAGUCCAUAUCUAUCCAGAAAUAAGAAGAAAAA
Molecule: messenger RNA, 1133 nt
Organism: Tripterygium wilfordii
Lineage: Eukaryota; Viridiplantae; Streptophyta; Magnoliopsida; Celastrales; Celastraceae
Exons: 4
Coding region: 410-937 (175 amino acids)
Source: RefSeq, a predicted model, not a curated record